UCUAAAUUAUCACACGACGAAUAAAGCCAAAAAGGGUUUUAUAAACAAUUUCAAGUUUGUUCUGGGUUUUGAAGAAAAGGGUUGUUCCAUGGAUGACAUGCUUGAUUCUGAGAAAGUUCUGGCCUGGCUUUGGGUCAUCGAAGCCAUGGCAAGCUUCAAAGAAGUGGGACCAUCACUUUUACAUGAUGUAGUACAAUCGGCUCCAGAAUUACCUGAUGAUUUGGGAAAGAAUACACGAGAAAUGAUUGCUUUGAGAUGUUUGGAGGACUUCAUUGCUCCUCAAGAUGGAAUCACAAGCGAUGCUCCUUCUGCCGCGGGUUCGAAAGUCCAGUUUGAUUUAUCGGAAGGUUGCCAAGAUGUUCUCCAACGGAUUUUGCAAGAGACUUCAGUGUCAAAUUUGAGAGCAGCUGGACUGGAGUUGUCCAAGUGGGAUAUCCACCCCUUCAUUCAACACAAAAGGGCAUGUUUGCCCAAAUGUGCUUUAGAGCAACUGAAAGAUGCAAUUCUCAAUGGUACGCAUCAGUAUGCUGAUUUCUUAAGGGAAAAGAGUGGAUUGGCGUCCACAAGUCGGGAUAAUGGAAUUUGUAGGAAUGGUAAUAACCGUGAUUCAGUUACUUCUAGGCCUAACUUGAACCACUCUGAUGUUCUAAACAUGAGAGUUGGAGUAAACUCUGAUCCUCUUAUCAUUGAGAACAGGAAUAACCAAUUGGGAGAUAAUGUCUUACCUUCUAAGAGGACUAGGCCUGACUUGGCUGAUAAAGAUAUGGCCGGAUUCCAAGAAAACUGUAAUGAAACAAACAAUUUUGAUGUUCAACAUAUAAGUUCUAAAAGGGUGAAGCAGUAUGCAUCUUCUGCUAAUGAGUCUGCGGAACAGAAUUCAGUUCCUUUACAUGGUAGAGAACCACUAAAAGAUUCAUCUGAAGUGAAUGUUCCGGUUGCUACAACGGGGCAUGACUUGGCAGAAAGUGAGAUGGGAACGAUGGACGAAGGCAGGGUUUUAGAGGAUCGCUGCAAUGAGUGUGCUGUCACAAAGAGGUCUCAGAAAAGUAGUAAAAAUGGAUUUCAUAAAAAUCUGUCAGAGGUUCCUUGUAAUGCCCCUCAGAUGCCUCAAGUCACCAGUAGAGAUGAAGGACAUCAGAAUUUCUCUGUUGAUGAAGCCCAAGGUGAGGCCGAGUAUUGUGCCCAACCAACUGAGGCUUUUCAGUCUUUGGAGCAGAAACAGGUUUCUAUACAUGGAAAGCAACCAUUGGAAGAUUCAUCCCAACGAGAUCUUCUGGCAAAUGUGGAGGAACGCAUGGUUUUAGAGGAUGGUCUUGAUGGGUGUAGUGUUUCAAAGAGGUCUGAGCAGGUUGAUAAGAGUGACUUGCCUAAGAAUGAUUCAGAGGUUCCCCAUAAUGCCCCCGAACCAAGUGGCGCCUUCGCUGCUGAAACUGCACAUAAGAGUCCAACUAAAGAAUCCAAAAGCAGCUAUGAGCAUGAUUUGCAAUUUCUAGAACCAAAUUCUGCAUCCUGUGAUCGGUUGCAGCAGGAGAUUAUUGCUGGUGAAGCCGAACAGGACAUAAACAAUUGUGAUGAAGAACAAACGUCGAGUGAUAAUGAUGAGCAUAACAAUGAGUUGAAUGAUUUAGCCAAGAAAAAGCAUGAGUUUUUAAGCUCCCAAUGCACGGAUAAUCAUGAUUCCAUGGUAGUUGACUGGACAGAGCAAAAUCUAUGCAUGAAGUUUAAUGAAGACGGCCACUUGUUGGUGUGCAAUACUAAUAAUUGCCAGUUGGUGGUUCAUGAGAAAUGUGUAGGUUCUCCGGCAACGCUUGACGACAAGGGCAACUUCUACUGCCCUUUUUGUGCAUACUCUAUUGCUAUCAAUGAAUAUCUUGAAGCUAAGAAGAGCUCUUCCUUGGCACGUAAAGAACUAGCUGCAUUUAUUCGUAUGGGUUCAGAACAUCGACCAAUGGAGGACACGAACGUUUUAAAUAAGAAAAAGUCUCAUUAUGCCGGUGGGAAUGAGGAUGAGGUUUUCCUUGGAAAAACCCAUGAGAAUGAACAGGUGGGAGAGAGAGAGCAAAAUGAAGCUAAUCAAGUUGAAACAAAUGUAAACAUAGAUGACAAUAACCAGCAAGCUGAAUUUUCUCCACCACGUAAUGAUACUUUCAAUUUAGGGCACAGAGAAGAAAGGACAAGUAUAGAUAGCGAGAUGCUUCAUGUCACAGCUGGUGAAAAAGAAGGUGAAGAAAAGGUGCUCGAAGAGUGCCCAUCUGAAAGUGGAACUGAAGGAGAACAAGAUGAAGUACCGGGGAAGAGUGAUGUUGUAUCUCAUGCAAAUACCGACACGGACCUUGUGAAUCAAGGAAUUGAAGAUUUACGAGUUCAAAGGGAAGUUUUAAAAGGACAAGAAAUUAAUGCAUCAAAAAGAUUUGUUUAUGAAUUCAAUAUCAAUUCCGAUGAUGAGGAUGAUUAUGAUGACAAGUUAACCAUUUCUAAUUACUGCGUAAAACUGCGAGGGAGAGAAGUUCCGUGCAAUUUCCGGGGAAUCCCUCAGUCAAGGCGAAAGAAGGUUCCAUGGACAGUAGCUGAGGAAAAGAAGCUAAAGGAGGCUAUACAGAAAUUUUCUCAUGAAAAAAAGAUACCAUGGAAGGAAAUCUUGAAAUUUGGCGACUCUGUGUUCGUGAAAGGUCGUACCACCGUAGACCUUAAGGAUAAAUGGAGGAACAUGUCUAAAGGGACUCCAAAAUCAAAAUGAACCGGAUUCUACUAUAUUUUGAUGCUGAAAGCCCGCAACCACACGGCAGAUUUCUCUUCUUGGUUCGCUUUUGUUGAAUGCUUGGUUGGUUUUAUUUGGAAGAAAUCAGCAUUAAUAGUUCGAGGAAAGUUAGAUGAAGAUCUUAUGUAAAUAAACCCCUUUUGUUUAUAUUAUCAAAAACUCCUUUUGUUUAUCUAAUGUAGUUGUCUCCUAGGCAUAAUAUGUUGAUUUGACCUUGUAAAGUUCAAGAGAAAAUAGUUGCUGGAUGUGGUUGCUGUUGGUUAACUUGUUAUUAAGAAGCCAAUUGCAUGGUCUUCCUCUCUCA
This is a messenger RNA of Morus notabilis, 3062 nucleotides long. RefSeq lists its product as uncharacterized. NCBI's taxonomy places the organism in Eukaryota, Viridiplantae, Streptophyta, Magnoliopsida, Rosales, Moraceae. The record is from RefSeq and is a predicted model, not a curated record. The coding region runs from base 89 to 2737 and encodes 882 amino acids. The transcript has 8 exons.